AUGUGGGCAGUUACAAGCAGUUUCAUUAAAAAUCUCUUUAAUCUAGAUAACUUAAGUUCUAUCUUGGCCUCUGUGAUCUAUAGUUGCAACUACAAACUGUAUUUUCUAUGGCUUUGGAUCUACAAUGAACCGGAUCGAGCUGAUGUUAUAAUCUUCAAUGAACAGCAACACAAUAUUCAUGACGAAAACAUUCAUACCAAACUCCAAUGUAAACGUAAAUACUGCGAACAAUGUCGCAUCAAACGUCUGGUAAUGUAUUUGUAUAAUGCCAAACAUUCGAUUGAUGUGGCCCAGCUGGCCAUCUCGCAUAUCGAUAUGUAUUUAGCCCUGGAGGACGCCUGGCUACGUGGUGUUAAUGUGCGAAUUGUUACCGAUGGCCAAAUGGUUCGUGUGCGCGGUACAAUUACUUACUAUCUCUUUAAAUUGGGUAUACCAAUACGUUUGGAGUCCUCGGGAUUUGUGCUGCAUCAUAAGUUUGCCAUUAUUGAUGGAGAGCCAAGAAUUUUAGAAUUGGAACAGGAUCAGCAGCGUUGGUAUACACGUCUUUGGUCACGAACAGGCUUUGUUAUGACUGGAUCGCUCAAUUGGACCAGGCAGGGGACUAUGAAGAACUUUGAAAAUGUUGUCGCCAUUUCGAAUCGCUCCGUUCAACAGUUUUAUCAGCCAAUUUUCGAUGAAAUGUGGAUACGCUUUCAUCCACUGGAAAUAGAAGAUUUUGAGUUUCGCGAUGUAGAAAAUAAAAUUGUUUCCCGGAUUGCCACGCAAAUAAACGAUGUCAGAAAAUUCUACUAA
This is a messenger RNA of Drosophila willistoni, 792 nucleotides long. Its product is annotated as mitochondrial cardiolipin hydrolase. Gene Ontology annotation, cellular component: mitochondrion. The transcript has a single exon. The coding region runs from base 1 to 792 and encodes 263 amino acids. Gene Ontology annotation, molecular function: RNA endonuclease activity producing 5'-phosphomonoesters, hydrolytic mechanism. Gene Ontology annotation, biological process: piRNA processing. Lineage: Eukaryota; Metazoa; Arthropoda; Insecta; Diptera; Drosophilidae. The record is from RefSeq and is a predicted model, not a curated record.